Molecule: messenger RNA, 270 nt
Organism: Entrophospora sp. SA101
Lineage: Eukaryota; Fungi; Glomeromycota; Glomeromycetes; Entrophosporales; Entrophosporaceae
Source: the annotation of a GenBank genome assembly
AUGGAAAGUACUGAAAUUGAAGAAGAAGGAUCAAUAAUCAAGGCAGCAAUUUGUAAAAUAAAUGUUUCAAAGACUUCUGAAAUUAAAUAUUGUAAUAUAAUUGUUCAUGGUGGUAGUGAUUCAUCAACUUCAAAUUUUAUAAAUCAUUUAACAUCAGUUCAUGGACUUACUAAGGAUAAUUAUGAAACCAAAUUAAAUUCUAAGGAAAUUCCAAAAAACCAAUCGAUUGAUCAUAUAUUUAAAAAAGUUCAACAUCAUCCAAACCAUUAA